Messenger RNA from Hypoxylon trugodes, 1632 nucleotides. RefSeq names its product Pex12 amino terminal region-domain-containing protein. NCBI's taxonomy places the organism in Eukaryota, Fungi, Ascomycota, Sordariomycetes, Xylariales, Hypoxylaceae. The record is from RefSeq and is a predicted model, not a curated record. Gene Ontology annotation, molecular function: ubiquitin-protein transferase activity; protein binding; zinc ion binding. Gene Ontology annotation, cellular component: peroxisomal importomer complex; peroxisomal membrane. Gene Ontology annotation, biological process: protein monoubiquitination; protein import into peroxisome matrix. The transcript has a single exon. The coding region runs from base 145 to 1431 and encodes 428 amino acids.
UCUUGAAAUAAUCAACCCGAUCAUUUCUUCGGGUCGUGCCUUGUGUCAUAACAAUCCAAAAUACAACUACAGACAGCAGUUACAACAAAAACAUGCUACUUUCCUAACAUUCAAUUAGACAAUUUCCAUAGUCGAGAAACAAAUAUGGAAUUCGUCACCGCCCUUCGGGGCACAUUCGAUGACCAGAAGCCUUCACUAUUCGAACUUCUGUCAGAACAACAGCUGAAUUCACUUCUACCGCCCACAUUACGAUACCUUCUUACGGUCGCGACACACCGAUAUCCCCGCUACCUCCUACGCGCCCUCAACUCCUUCGAUGAACUCUACGCACUUGCUAUGCUCAUAAUCGAGCGCCAUUACCUACGAACCCGCGGUGGCAGCUUUACUGAGCAUUUCUACGGCCUGAAGAGAGAAAAAUCAUUACAAGCCGAGAUCCCACGCGCUACCUCACGGACCCCGGAACUUGUGAGGGAGGCCCUCAAAUUGACUGAAAAGGAUGUAUGGAAGAACUUGGCCGUUAUGGUCGCGUUGCCGUAUUUAAAACGAAAGUUUGACGAGAGCCAUGAGAUCGAGGCCCCACGCGCCUUACUCGGUGCUAAUUACACCCGUAUGCCCGCGAACCCGACGCUGAAGCAGCGAUUUAUGCACUAUUAUAAGUGGUUUAUUCGAAACGUCUACCCGAGCGUUCAUACCGCCUACUACUUCAGCGUUAUCGCCUUUAAUUUGGCGUAUCUAUUCGACAACACGAAAUACCAUAAUCCUUUCAUGUGGCUCAUCGGCACGAGAAUACGUAGGAUGAACGCGGCAGACUUCCAGGCUAUUGAGGCUCUGGGUAAGCCCAAGGCUGGCAAUCCGCCUUUGACUGCUACUAGUCUAUUCAAUCCCAGAACAAUGGGUCCGAGAUUGUUGGGUAGCUUGUCGGUAUUGCUACCGACGAGUAUAUUUGCGUUGAAGUUUCUAGAGUGGUGGUAUGCGUCGGAUUUUGCGAAGCAGUUGACUAGGAAGGCAUCUGAGAACCUGGAGCUACCACCACCUAUUGUAUCCGGUUUGUCAGCUCUGGGAGUUAAGGUACCUGGGAAGAAGGGCCAAAAAGAAAUUGAAAACAAGCAAGAGGAACAGAAUAAGGUCCCGUUAGCAGAGGAGGCCCCGAUUGCUACUCCAUCACUACUCCCGAUAUUGACCGUACGGGCCCCGGAAGAUUCCGAGCUAUGCCCUAUCUGUGAGGAUGAGAUUACGACGGCAACAGCGUGCCAGACAGGUGUUAUCUACUGCUAUGCCUGUAUACAUAAGUGGCUUGAGGGUAAUCACCCAAGACAGGAGGAGUUCAUGACUGAUAAGGAGGGCAAAUGGGAGAGUGGUCAGGGAAGAUGUGCUGUGACGGGACGCCGGGUUCUCGGCGGCACGGAGGGUCUACGACGUAUCAUGGUUUGAAAUAGAUAUUCGGGAUAUACCAAGGUAAUAUUGCAUCUACCUGUGCAUUGGGUCAGGCACUGGCGUUCUGGGGUAGCAUCUAAAAAAAGCUACGUGCUAAGGGAGCAUUCGGUACGUCCCAUGUGGCAUAUUUGGUGUGGAGUUUAAUAGGUGAAGGAUGAUGAGCUAUCGUCGUUGCAAUCCGAUCUAUGACUUUAAGAC